AACUGUGUUACUUCUAGGUUGCAUCUUCUCAUUUGCUAGCAAGGACCCCUGGGCUCAGCAGCCAUGAGUGGGGACCAGGAAAUGGCUGUUUUUGGGGAGGCUGCUCCUUACCUCCGGAAGUCUGAAAAGGAGCGCAUUGAGGCCCAAAAUAGGCCCUUUGAUGCCAAGUCCUCAGUCUUUGUGGUAGAGCCCAAGGAAUCUUUUGUCAAAGGGACUAUCCAGAGCAGAGAGGCAGGGAAAGUGACCGUGAAGACGGAAGCGGGGGCGACGCUGACAGUGAAAGACGAUCAGAUUUACCCCAUGAACCCUCCCAAAUAUGACAAGAUCGAGGACAUGGCCAUGAUGACUCACCUGCAUGAGCCCGCUGUGCUGUACAACCUCAAAGAGCGUUACGCAGCCUGGAUGAUCUACACCUAUUCGGGCCUGUUCUGUGUCACCGUCAACCCCUACAAGUGGCUGCCGGUGUACAACCCCGAGGUGGUGGCUGCCUACCGAGGCAAAAAGCGCCAGGAGGCCCCGCCCCACAUCUUCUCCAUCUCUGACAACGCCUAUCAGUUCAUGCUGACUGACCGAGAGAAUCAGUCAAUCCUGAUUACUGGAGAAUCUGGUGCAGGGAAGACUGUGAACACCAAGCGUGUCAUCCAGUACUUUGCAACAAUUGCUGUCACUGGAGAGAAGAAGAAGGAGGAAACUGGCAAAAUGCAGGGGACUCUGGAAGAUCAGAUCAUCAGCGCCAACCCCCUGCUGGAGGCCUUUGGCAAUGCCAAGACCGUGAGGAAUGACAACUCCUCGCGCUUUGGUAAAUUCAUUAGAAUCCACUUUGGCACUACAGGAAAACUGGCUUCUGCUGAUAUUGAAACAUAUCUGUUAGAGAAGUCUAGAGUUACUUUCCAGCUUAAGGCUGAAAGGAGCUAUCAUAUUUUUUAUCAGAUCACCUCAAACAAGAAACCAGAACUAAUUGGUAAGAAAUGUCAUAAUUCCUUUCAGAAUGACUACACUAGCACCUAUCAAUUUGCUGACAAGGCAGCCUAUCUCCAGGGUCUGAACUCUGCUGACCUGCUUAAAGCCUUGUGCUACCCCAGGGUCAAGGUCGGCAAUGAGUACGUCACCAAAGGCCAGACUGUAGAGCAGGUGUACAAUGCAGUGGGUGCUCUGGCCAAAGCCGUCUAUGAGAAGAUGUUCCUGUGGAUGGUGACCCGUAUCAACCAGCAGCUGGACACCAAGCAGCCCCGGCAGUACUUCAUUGGGGUCUUGGACAUCGCUGGCUUUGAGAUCUUCGAUUUCAACAGCCUGGAGCAGCUGUGCAUCAACUUCACCAAUGAGAAACUGCAACAGUUUUUCAACCACCACAUGUUCGUGCUGGAGCAGGAGGAGUACAAGAAGGAGGGCAUCGAGUGGACGUUCAUCGACUUUGGGAUGGACCUGGCUGCCUGCAUCGAGCUCAUCGAGAAGCCUAUGGGCAUCUUCUCCAUCCUGGAAGAGGAGUGCAUGUUCCCCAAGGCCACAGACACUUCCUUCAAGAACAAGCUGUAUGAACAGCACCUGGGCAAGUCUGCCAAUUUCCAGAAGCCCAAGGUGGUCAAAGGCAAGGCUGAGGCCCACUUCUCACUGAUCCACUACGCGGGCACCGUGGAUUACAACAUCACCGGCUGGCUUGACAAGAACAAGGACCCGCUGAACGAGACCGUGGUCGGGCUGUACCAGAAAUCUUCACUGAAAACUCUAGCUUUCCUCUUCUCUGGGGCUCAAACUGCUGAAGCAGAGGCAAGUGGCGGUGGUGCCAAGAAAGGUGGCAAGAAGAAGGGUUCUUCUUUCCAGACUGUGUCUGCCCUUUUCAGAGAAGCUGAAGGUUUGGCUGAUGCAGAGGAAAGAUGUGACCAGCUGAUCAAAACCAAAAUCCAGCUUGAAGCCAAGAUCAAAGAGGUGACUGAGAGAGCUGAGGAUGAAGAAGAGAUCAAUGCUGAGUUGACGGCCAAGAAGAGGAAGCUGGAGGACGAAUGUUCAGAACUGAAGAAAGACAUUGAUGACCUUGAGCUGACACUGGCUAAGGUUGAAAAGGAGAAACAUGCCACAGAGAACAAGGUGAAAAACCUCACAGAAGAGAUGGCAGGACUGGAUGAGACCAUCGCAAAGUUGACCAAGGAGAAGAAGGCCCUCCAAGAGGCCCACCAGCAGACCCUGGAUGACCUGCAGGCAGAAGAGGACAAAGUCAACACCUUGACCAAAGCUAAAACCAAGCUGGAGCAGCAAGUGGAUGAUCUUGAAGGGUCUUUAGAGCAAGAAAAGAAACUUCGCAUGGACCUAGAAAGGGCUAAGAGGAAACUUGAAGGUGACCUCAAGUUGGCCCAAGAGUCCAUAAUGGACAUUGAAAAUGAAAAACAACAACUUGAUGAAAAGUUCAAAAAGAAGGAGUUUGAAAUCAGCAAUCUGCAAAGCAAGAUUGAAGAUGAACAAGCACUUGGCAUUCAACUGCAGAAGAAGAUCAAAGAGUUGCAAGCCCGCAUUGAGGAGCUGGAGGAGGAAAUCGAGGCUGAGCGGGCCUCUCGGGCCAAAGCAGAGAAGCAGCGCUCUGACCUCUCCCGGGAACUGGAGGAGAUCAGCGAGCGCCUGGAAGAAGCCGGCGGGGCAACUUCAGCCCAGAUUGAGAUGAACAAGAAGAGGGAGGCUGAGUUCCAGAAAAUGCGCAGGGACCUGGAGGAGGCCACCCUGCAGCACGAAGCCACAGCGGCCACCCUGAGGAAGAAGCACGCGGACAGUGUAGCUGAGCUCGGGGAGCAGAUAGACAACCUGCAGAGGGUCAAGCAGAAGCUGGAGAAGGAGAAGAGCGAGAUGAAGAUGGAGAUCGAUGACCUCGCUAGCAAUGUAGAAAUAGUCUCUAAAGCCAAGGGAAACCUAGAAAAAAUGUGCCGCACUCUAGAGGACCAAGUCAGUGAACUGAAAUCGAAGGAAGAAGAGCAGCAGCGGCUGAUCAACGACCUGAUGACCCAGAGGGGACGCUUGCAGACAGAAUCUGGUGAAUUUUCACGUCAGCUAGAUGAGAAAGAAGCUCUGGUGUCUCAGUUAUCAAGGGGAAAACAAGCAUUUACUCAACAGAUUGAGGAAUUAAAGAGGCAACUUGAAGAGGAGACAAAAGCCAAGAACGCUCUGGCCCACGCCCUGCAGUCCGCCCGCCAUGACUGUGACCUGCUGAGGGAACAGUACGAGGAGGAGCAGGAAUCCAAGGGCGAGAUGCAGAGGGCACUGUCCAAGGCCAACAGCGAGGUUGCCCAGUGGAGGACCAAAUACGAGACAGACGCCAUCCAGCGCACAGAGGAGCUGGAGGAGGCCAAGAAGAAGCUGGCCCAGCGGCUGCAGGAUGCGGAGGAACACGUAGAAGCCGUGAAUGCCAAAUGUGCCUCCCUUGAGAAGACCAAGCAGCGGUUACAGAAUGAAGUUGAGGAUCUCAUGCUUGAUGUGGAGAGAACAAAUGCUGCCUGCGCGGCCCUGGACAAAAAGCAGAGGAACUUCGAUAAGGUCCUGGCAGAAUGGAAACAGAAGUAUGAGGAAACCCAUGCUGAGCUCGAGGCCUCCCAGAAGGAGGCCCGCUCUCUUGGCACUGAGCUGUUCAAGAUGAAGAAUGCCUAUGAGGAAUCCUUGGAUCAGCUAGAAACUUUAAAACGGGAGAACAAAAACUUGCAACAGGAGAUUUCUGACCUCACCGAGCAGAUAGCAGAAGGGGGCAAACGUAUCCAUGAACUGGAGAAAAUAAAGAAACAAGUGGAACAAGAAAAGGGUGAACUUCAGGCUGCUUUAGAGGAAGCAGAGGCAUCUCUUGAACAUGAAGAGGGAAAGAUCCUGCGCAUCCAGCUGGAGCUGAACCAAGUCAAGUCUGAAAUUGACCGGAAGAUUGCUGAAAAGGAUGAGGAAAUUGACCAGCUAAAGAGAAACCACGUUAGAGUUGUGGAGUCGAUGCAGAGCACGCUGGAUGCUGAGAUCAGGAGCAGGAAUGAUGCCAUCAGGAUCAAGAAGAAGAUGGAGGGAGAUCUGAAUGAAAUGGAAAUCCAGCUGAACCACGCCAACCGCAUGGCUGCUGAGGCCCUAAAAAACUACAGGAACACCCAAGGCAUUCUCAAGGACACCCAGAUCCACCUGGAUGACGCUCUUCGGGGCCAGGAGGACCUGAAGGAGCAGCUGGCCAUGGUGGAGCGCAGAGCCAACCUGCUGCAGGCUGAGAUAGAGGAACUGAGGGCCAUGCUGGAGCAGACGGAGAGGAGCAGGAAGAUUGCAGAGCAGGAGCUCCUGGAUGCCAGUGAGCGCGUCCAGCUCCUGCACACCCAGAACACCAGCCUGAUCAAUACCAAGAAGAAGCUGGAGACAGAUAUUUCCCAAAUGCAAGCAGAGAUGGAGGACAUUGUCCAGGAAGCCCGCAACGCAGAAGAUAAAGCCAAGAAGGCCAUCACUGAUGCGGCCAUGAUGGCGGAGGAGCUGAAGAAGGAGCAGGACACCAGCGCCCACCUGGAGCGGAUGAAGAAGAACCUGGAGCAGACGGUGAAGGACCUGCAGCACCGUCUGGAUGAGGCUGAGCAGCUGGCCCUGAAGGGCGGGAAGAAGCAGAUCCAGAAACUGGAGGCCAGGGUGCGUGAGCUUGAAGGAGAGGUUGAGAGUGAGCAAAAACGUAAUGCUGACUCUGUCAAAAGUCUGCGCAAACAUGAGAGGAGAGUGAAGGAACUCACUUACCAGACAGAAGAAGAUCGGAAAAAUAUUCUCAGGCUUCAGGAUUUGGUAGAUAAGCUUCAAGCGAAAGUGAAAUCUUACAAGAGACAAGCUGAGGAGGCUGAGGAACAAUCCAAUACAAAUCUGUCUAAAUUCCGCAAGCUCCAGCAUGAGCUGGAAGAGGCCGAGGAACGGGCUGACAUCGCUGAGUCCCAGGUCAACAAGCUGCGGGUGAAGAGCCGGGAGGUUCACACAAAAGUCAUAAGUGAAGAGUGAUCAUGCCCCGGUGCUGUGGAAUGACUGAAGAGAGGCACAAAAUGUGAAGUCUUUGGUCAUGUCCAUCUGUAAUUAUUGUCUAUUCUACC
Molecule: messenger RNA, 5057 nt
Organism: Hipposideros armiger (great roundleaf bat)
Lineage: Eukaryota; Metazoa; Chordata; Mammalia; Chiroptera; Hipposideridae
Product: myosin-1-like
Exons: 32
Coding region: 64-4968 (1634 amino acids)
Biological process (GO): muscle contraction
Cellular component (GO): cytoplasm; myosin II complex; myosin filament
Molecular function (GO): actin filament binding; microfilament motor activity; ATP binding
Source: RefSeq, a predicted model, not a curated record